ACCGAGAGGAGAUGGGCAGCGGCGUGAUCUCCGUCAGCAUCAAGGCGACUCAGACCGACGACGGUUUGAAGACGGCGGACGCGGUGGUGUCGGUCACCGUCGAGGACCUGAACGAUAAUCCUCCAGAGUUUGACCAGUCCGACUACUCCGUUACACUUCUGGAGAAUUCUCCCGUUGAUGCGGUUCUGUUCAAAGCCGUCGUCACCGACAUGGACCAGGGAGGAUUUGUGGGAGAUUUGCAGAUCUUUCCAGAAUCUUCUCCUUUCUCUAUCGGCGCUGACGGGACGGUCCGAGUGAAGAACUCCACCGUUCUGGACAGAGAGACCACGGAAAGAUUCACAUUUCAGAUCAAAGCGACUGAGACGGAUCCACCCAACAACGCUGCAGAGGUGCAAGUCAGUGUGUCUCUUCUGGAUGAGAAUGACAACAGUCCCGCGUUCACCAGCAAGACGUACGAGGGGAAAGUGUUUGCAAACCAAACCGUGGGAAUGUCUCUGGUCCAGGUUAAGGCAGAAGAUCCAGAUGCUGAUCAGAACGGGCGGAUCAAAUACUCUCUCGAGUUCGGCAACAACGACGGAUACUUCUCAAUUGAGGAAAACAGUGGAGACAUCACGCUGGCUAAAAUCAUUCCCCUGGUGGAGAACAAGAUGUUGGAGUUCCCUCUCUACAUAACAGCCAGAGACGGGGGAACCAUGUCCCGCUCCUCCUCAGCACAGGUUAACAUUCGUGCUCCUGGUGCCUCUAAUCCUCAGUUUUUACACAAAGUCUACCGUGGCACAGUGGAAGAAGAGCAGGAAACAGGAGUUGUCAUUCUUAGGGUGGCCUUCAUGGCGGUAGAUGCUGAGAUUCCUGUGACUCUCCGAGUUGAUACAGAAGCCGACAAGUUCGCCAUCUCCUCCGGUGGUGAAUUCAGCACUAAAGUGAAGCUGGACUACGAUGAGGCUCCUCACAACUACUCUGUGACGAUCUCCAUCUCUGACGGAGUCAGCAGCGACAGUGCAGUCGUGGAGGUUCAAGUCACCGACGUCAACGACAACAGUCCUGUUUUUACCUCGGAUUCUGUCACAGAAUCAGUCCCAGAGGACGCAGACGUAGGGUCCAAUGUGACUGUUGUUCUCGCUACAGACAAAGACAGCAGCUUCAACCAGGAGAUCAGAUACUCUCUGAGAGGAGGAGAGGGGAAGUUCUCUGUCCAUCCUGUGUCUGGGAUGGUGAGUGUGACUGGACCACUGGACAGGGAGACUAAGACAGAGUACAGCCUGCAGAUGGUGGCUGAAGACCAGGGUCGUCCAGCCAGGUCGGCCACAGCCUCCCUGCUGGUCCGAGUGUCGGACAUCAACGACAACGUCCCCAAGUUCUUAGAUCCUGAGUAUCAGGGUGAGGUCUUAGAGACGGCGUCAGUGGGUACGAGCUUGCUCACGUUAUCGGCGGUAGACCCCGAUGAAGGAGCAAACGGGAGUGUUACUUACAGUAUUUUGAGCCAAUAUCCCUCAUCAGAUGCUCCUGUUUUUGAGUUGGACUCUUCCAGCGGGACUCUGCAGCUGGCCCAGCCUCUGGACUACAGCGAGGUGAAGGUGUACAGCCUCGUGGUUCAGGCCUCCGAUGGAGGGACUCCCUCCCUGGUUGGGAACGGCUCCGUGGUGGUGAAGGUGAAGGACGUGAACAACAACCCGCCUGAGUUCAGUGAGGAGAGCUACAACGUGGCCGUCCCUGAGAACCUGGCCAGCGGCGCGUCCAUCCUGACCCUGGAGGUCACGGACCGGGAUGAGGGAGGAUUCGUGGGAACACUGCGGAUCCUUCCAGAAUCUGCUCCUUUUUCCAUCAACACUGACGGGACGAUCAGAGUGAGGAACACCACAGCUCUGGACAGAGAGACGACUGUGACCAUCAUGUUUCAGGUUGAAGCCAGGGAGACAACCCCACCCAACCAUAGUGCCACAGCCAAUGUAAAUCUAACUCUUCUGGAUGAGAACGACAACAGCCCUAAAUUCACCAGCAGCCAGUAUGGGAGCAAAGUUUUCACCAACCAAACAGAGGGGAUGUUUCUCCUGAAGGUUGAGGCAGAAGAUCCAGACGCCGGUGUCAAUGGACAGAUCAAAUACUCUAUCGACUUUGGGAAUCAAAACGACUACUUCUCCAUUGAUGAAGACACCGGAGCAAUCACUCUGAUGAAAAUGAUUCCACUGGAAGCACAUCAAACCUUGGAGUUCCUGUUGUUCAUCUCAGCCAGAGAUGGAGGCGUGGUGUCUCGCUCCGCUUCAGCACAGGUGGAGAUUCUUGCAUUCGGCGAUGCUAAACCACAAUUCACGCAGAGUACCUACAGUGGCAUUAUAGAAGAAGAAAGAGACCCAGGAACAUUGAUCCUCAAGGUUGACUUCCUUGCAACAGGAGACAUUCCUGUUACUCUCCGAGUUGAUACAGAAGCCGACAAGUUCGCCAUCUCCUCCGGUGGUGAAUUCAGCACUAGCGUGAAGCUGGACUACGAUGAGGCUCCACACAACUACUCUGUGACGAUCUCCAUCUCUGACGGAGUCAGCAGUGACAGUGCAGUCGUGGAGGUUCAAGUCACCGACGUCAACGACAACAGUCCUGUUUUUACCUCGGAUUCUGUCACAGAAUCAGUCCCAGAGGACGCAGAUGUAGGGUCCAAUGUGACUGUUGUUCCCGCUACAGACAAAGACAGCAGCUUCAACCAGGAGAUCAGAUACUCUCUGAGAGGAGGAGAGGGGAAGUUCUCUGUCCAUCCUGUGUCUGGGAUGGUGAGUGUGACUGGACCACUGGACAGGGAGACUAAGACAGACUACAGCCUGCUGAUGGUGGCUGAAGAUCAGGGUCGUCCAGCCAGGUCAGCCACAGCCUCCCUGCUGGUCCGAGUGUCGGACAUCAACGACAACGUCCCCAAGUUCUUAGAUCCUGAGUAUCAGGGUGAGGUCUUAGAGACGGCGUCAGUGGGUACGAGCUUGCUCACGUUAUCAGCCGUAGACCCCGAUGAAGGAGCAAACGGGAGUGUUACUUACAGUAUUUUGAGCCAAUAUCCCUCAUCUGACGCUCUUGUUUUUGAGUUGGACUCUUCCAGCGGGACUCUGCAGCUGGCCCAGCCUCUGGACUACAGCAAGGUGAAGGUGUACAGCCUCGUGGUCCAGGCCUCCGAUGGAGGGACUCCCUCCCUGGUUGGGAACGGCUCCGUGGUGGUGAAGGUGAAGGACGUGAACAACAAACCGCCUGAGUUCAGUAAGGAGAGCUACGACGUGGCCGUCCCUGAGAACCUGGCCAGCGGGGCGUCCAUCCUGACCCUGGAGGUCACGGACCGGGAUGAGGGCGGAUUCUCCGCUGGUUACUUCCUCUACACCAGUGAUACCUUUGACAUCAACAAACAAGGAGUGGUCUCGCUGAGGAGGGACGUCACCUUGGACCGAGAGACAAAGGACAGAUACAUGUUACAGGUGGAGGCGGUGGACCAGCCCGUUGACGGCCUGCGAUCAACGGCUCAGCUCAACAUCACCGUCCUGGACUACAACGACAACUCCCCCCAGUUCCCGAGGAUCCCGGACCCGCUGCAAAUCCCCGAGGGCGUGUACUCGGAGGACGCUCCAGGAGAGGUUUUCACCUUUGUGCCAACAGACGCAGACCUCGGGCCCAACGGAGAGGUGGCCCUCUCCCUCCUCUCCCCCCACCCACUCUUCAGAUUCACAGAGGACGGGACGUUGCUGGCUGUCGGCUCUCUGGAUCGGGAGAGCAGGGAAACGUACGAGCUGCUCGUGAAGGCCUCGGAUAAAGGCACCCCCCCGAGAGAGAACGUCACCAGCGUCCGAGUGAGCCUCCAAGACGUCAACGACAACCGACCCGAGUUCAGCUCCAGCAGCUACGUCAGCAGCAUCCUCCUGAAAGACGCCGCGGAGGGGACGCUGCUGCUGACGCUGCACGCCAGGGACGGGGACGCCGGGGACAACUCGCUCAUCACCUACAGUUUCUCUGCAGGAAGUUCUCCGUAUUUGACCUUGAACAGCGAGAGCGGAGACGUGACGUUGACCUCUGACCUCGCUGAUGUCACAGAGGACACCACCCUGGUGCUGACGGCCAUGGCCGAAGACCACGGCCAGCCUCCUCUCAACGCCACAGCUCGGGUCGUGGUGAAUCUGCGGGUGGUCAGCCUGGUGGAGGGCGUGGCUUUCCGGAGCUCCUCCUACAACUUCAGCGUCCCCGAGAACCAGCCGGGGGGGGCGGGGGUGGUGGGGACCGUCUGGGCCUCCGCAGGAAGUGACCUUUACGACGUCGCCUACACACUGACCACACACGCUGACCUGUUCUCCGUGGACGCCAGCGGAGCCGUCCGCACUAGAGCCCAGCUGGACAAGGAAGACCAGGACUGGUACAUCCUGGACGUGGAGGCCGUGGACACAAGGACCCCCCCUACGUCAGCCACUGCAAUGGUCAGGGUUCAGGUGGAGGACGUGAACGAAUCUCCACAGUUUCUCUCUCAGGUCUAUAAGGCGUCUGUGUUCAGCAUCGCCCCGUACAAAACCUCCGUCAUCCACGUCCAGGCCUCAGACCCCGACGUGGGAGAGGAGGGUCGGCUGGUCUACAGCCUGUCUGCAGACCGCGGGGACUUUGACGUGGACCCGUCCUCCGGGCUCCUGUACGUGGUCUCGGUGCUGGGUCUGGCUGAUCAGACGGCCGCUGUGGAGGUGAAGGCCACGGACCCCAGAGGACUUCAGGCCACAACCAGGGUGGAGGUGGAAGUGCACGGAGGUGCGAGCAGCAGCGACGUGGUGGUCGUGUCCCUCAACCAGCCCGCUAACGUCGUGGAGAAGAAGGUCCCGGAGCUGGAGAA
This is a messenger RNA of Etheostoma spectabile (orangethroat darter), 4831 nucleotides long. Its product is annotated as protein dachsous. Lineage: Eukaryota; Metazoa; Chordata; Actinopteri; Perciformes; Percidae. Gene Ontology annotation, molecular function: calcium ion binding. Gene Ontology annotation, cellular component: plasma membrane; cell-cell junction. Gene Ontology annotation, biological process: homophilic cell-cell adhesion. The record is from RefSeq and is a predicted model, not a curated record.